Molecule: messenger RNA, 1477 nt
Organism: Trichoderma atroviride IMI 206040
Lineage: Eukaryota; Fungi; Ascomycota; Sordariomycetes; Hypocreales; Hypocreaceae
Source: RefSeq, a predicted model, not a curated record
CGUUUCCAGUAAACAAGCGGCCUUUUUUGUUCAUUGCCUCUCCCUGUAGAGCCCACUCGCCUUCAGCAUCGCAUCACAUCGCACCUGAAGCCGAACACCGCGACGCAGCCUGCCGCAAUUCAAGUUCAAUUUCCACUGCGAAAAGAGACAAAAGGAAAAAACCCCCGAUUGGCUGCAGAACACAAACGUCUUGCCGUCAACACAGACACGCAAAGAGAUAAAGAACAAGAACAGGACUCCAGUCUCCAUUGUUUUUGUUUCCAAUCAUCGCCUCGAUCUGAACCCGGUCCAACCUGACACCAAACUUGCGACAACCGCCCAAGCCAAGCUUCGCACCUUAGCUGGCCCCCCCUUGCUCAAUCUCCAUCACACACCAACUUACUCGCUCCUCUUCUCUCUCCUCUCCAUCUCUGCAUUGUCUGUCUGGAUUGGAGCCCGUCACUCGCAGUCGCCAAUCAGUCUAGCACGGAACCCCUGCCUUUGAUAGGUCUCAAGUCCUGCCAGCGGGUCUCUCUCUCUUUUUUUUCUCUCUCUGGUUAAAAAGGCUUCCAAGUCUCCAAAAACACCACCGCCAUGCCUGUCUCCAUAGACUCUGCUCGCCCAAUCAUGGCUCCUUCGAACCGCGCUUCCCUCCGCUACAGCACCUACAGCAUGGCUGCCCCGUCCGUGGCCAUGUCUGUCCAGACCAACGACUCCCAACACGCCGAAAUCCGCGAAAUCGCCACCGGCCUUGAUCGCAUGGAGAACAAGGCCCUCUCGUCCCAGCGCGUCAUCCUGACCGAGGAAAAGUACGAGCGCAUGAGCAAGCUCGCCCUCGGCGCAAAGCUGGAGCGCGCCCUCGACCGUCGCAUGAGCAGCCAGGACGCCGUCAUGCGCCCCCGGAGAAAGACGACUUCGGCAGUCGAGAAGACCAUCAGCGAGAAGGCCCAGUAAACGAAAACCAGCCAUGUUGGAUUAUUCGAUGACUGUGUCUUUUGAUAGCAGCUUUUAAUGCACCAAGAAGCUGCUCGCGACUCAUUUACACCAACCACACCAAAAAUCAGCCCCUAUUUUUUGCAUCAUCUGGGAUACAAUGGAAUAUUUUUUCCACUGGAGGGGGGGUCAUUUUACUCGUUUUGCGGAAUUGAUAGAGAUGAAUUCAGUCCAACGCCACGGCAUCCACUCACGACAUACUCAAAUGACAAAUAUCUCAUUUCACAUAUACCCCUUGCGUCUUACAUGAUACACUCAACAACAACAUCACAUCUCCUAAUUUCAAUCUUUUUUUCUUUGCUCUGUUAUGCUAGGAAGAAUGGAAACUUUUGUUUAUGCUUGUCUCUUUAUUUUUUUCAUUUCGUUGUUUGGAAAGGGUAACGGCGCUUAAAGAGGGGGGGCAGCGCGCGCGCGUCUUUAGCAGCCAGAAAAGCAGUCGAUAUAAUAUACAGGAGAAUGAUGAUACUGUAUUGACCUCAACUUGAUUCCACCUAUUAUGCAAUCU